This is a messenger RNA of Striga asiatica, 939 nucleotides long. Lineage: Eukaryota; Viridiplantae; Streptophyta; Magnoliopsida; Lamiales; Orobanchaceae. The record is from the annotation of a GenBank genome assembly.
AUGUGUCCUAAUAAGUGCACAUACAUUCUCAAUAUCAAUAUCUUCAUCGGGAUCGAAGUUUUUGGUCAUUUCCAGGCAAUAGAGUAUUUUUCCAUCGGAUACAAACUUGUCUGCUUGCUCGGGGUCUUGAGCGUCGAAAGACGAUCUCCAGUUAUUGAUGAGACCGGAUUUGUUCACUAUCACCAGGCCUUCUACGUAGUCGAACUAAAAACUACCCCCAACCCACCAUCUCCUUGUGAUAUUCGUGAACCUGUGACGACCUCGAGCUGUAGAACCCGAAACCUCCACAUAAAAGGAGUCUGCAUCUUUGUGUACUUGAAUUCCAUUGAGGGUACGCAUAUUGAUCACGAUCCCUUGACGGGCCUGAGAUUGGCCCUGGGCCGAGUGGCCGAGGCCCCUGGCUGCCACUGUCAGGCCCGAAGUAGGGCCCAUUUGCCAUACAUGUCUUAUGAAACUUUCCUUGGGUGGAGGACAGCUAACGGGUGGUGGUGGAAUUGGUGGCCGAAGUCAUCUGCUGCAAACUCGUUUCCCUCGAAAGUAUAUGUAUAUAUGAGGUUGAGGCAAAAAACAAAAGGGUUUGUGUUUGUGUGUGGGAUUGUGGUAGGGGAGUGGAGCAAUAAUGGGAGGAAUUUUAUUAGAGUAGAGUUGGCAAAAUUCGGCGGGGCCCGCACACGGAGUUUUGAUUGUGGUCACCGUUUUCAGCUCGGUUCUGUCGACCAGCUUCCAGCUCGAUUUUCCUGUUUGAUCAGUAGUCUUUUCUUGGAGGGACAAACGAUUAACAACCAGAUAUGCCAAGAUGAAAAAGGUUGUAAUCCGCUAUCAAAUAUUUGUUUAGAUUUGUUAGAGAUAGCUCUAUCCCAUUGUUAUUCAAGAAUUGUAUAUGAGAUUUUCACCUCAUACGGCUCCUCAAGGAGUCAUAUGGAAUUUCUAGAAUUGUGA